GCCAAUGGUCUGCGCAUCAGCUGACCUGUCUUUGAAUAUUGAUGCUCUCUGUGCCGCCACACUGGCCCCGCCCUCCCCGUGCUGCUGCUGCUGUCAUUGUCUGAGUGGAUCCAUCACCACUGAGGGAGGUUUUCUUUUUUUUUUUUUUUAACUGCAAGUAAAAUGUCGUCCCUGCUGAAGCCGUUCUCCGUGUGUGAGAGUCCUUGUGAGAGGAGAGGACGCCCGAGCCCUGCGCCUCAUCCACAGCCUCCGCUCCAGCGCCUCACCGCCGCCACGGCGCUCGCCUCUCUGCCGGCCCACCACGGCUCGUACGCAGCGAGGAGGAACCUGGCGGCCGCUGCGGUCGGAGGGAGGAAAAUCACGCAUCCCGGAAAGGCCAUUCUUGCAGGUGGCAUCGCAGGAGGAAUCGAGAUCUGCAUCACCUUCCCCACAGAGUACGUGAAGACCCAGCUGCAGCUCGACGAGAGAGCCAAUCCACCGCGAUACAGAGGGAUCGGCGACUGUGUGAAGUUGACAGUGCAGGACCACGGACUCAGAGGACUGUACAGAGGUCUCAGCUCCCUGCUCUACGGCUCUAUACCCAAAUCUGCUGUCAGGUUCGGCACGUUUGAGAUCCUCAGCAGCCCGAUGCGAGACGCCACGGGUCGGCUCGAUAACACCCGCAGCCUCUUGUGUGGGUUAGGAGCAGGAAUAGCAGAGGCCAUAGUGAUCGUCUGUCCCAUGGAGACGCUCAAGGUAAAGCUGAUCCAUGACCAGUGUUCCCUGAGGCCGAGGUACAGAGGCUUCUUCCAUGGCGUCAGUGAGAUUAUUAGAGAACAGGGUGUGAGGGGGACGUAUCAAGGUCUGACGGCAACUGUUUUAAAACAAGGAACCAAUCAGGCCAUUCGCUUCUACGUGAUGAAUGCACUGCGCAACUGGUACAAAGGGGAUGAUCCCAGGAAAGAGAUGCACCCAAUAGUCACAGCAAUGUUUGGAGCGACGGCUGGAGCUGCUAGUGUUUUUGGAAAUACACCUCUGGACGUGGUGAAGACCAGGAUGCAGGGUUUGGAGGCUCAUCGCUACAAAAACACAGUCGACUGUGCCUUCCAGAUCUUGAAGUGCGAGGGACCACAGGCUUUCUACAAAGGCACAGUUCCCAGGCUUGGCCGCGUGUGCUUGGACGUAGCCAUAGUUUUUGUCAUCUACGAGGAGGUGGUCAAACUACUCAACAACGUCUGGAUUACGCAGUAGACGGACGACGCGCGGCUGCAGCAGCGGUCCAGCGAGAAUCACAGAGCAAAGACGCACAAACACACACCUCCAUCACAGCUCAAAACAACUCUCUGCACUCCCUCAGAUCACCUGAUCUCAUUGUUUGCAGGAUUUGUUUCAACACAGUGAAAAUUAAGGAAUGGCAGAAACAGCUCAGUUUAAAUUUCUUUUCACUUUGAAGGACAGGACAAGUCGAGGUCGGAGAUUAGGAAGGGGAUAUUCUCUUCACCAGUUUCAUAAUCUUAUUAACAGAAACUUGAGUGUACAGUUUUUAGAGAAGAAGCACAAAUAAGGAUUACUAAAUGCUUUAACUAGACAGAGAAAAUGAAAAAGAAAUGACUUGAAUAUGUUAAAAGGGAGGUUUUGUGUUUUUCUAUUGUUUUAGCUUUCUAUAACUGUUAGUGUGACCACUUUCUACUUAAACCAUAAAUGUGUCUUCUGAUCCACUGAGUACUGAGUACAUAACAUUAAGAGAAGGACUGUGACUAACCUGCUUAACUAAUGUCUUGUACACCCUGUAACUGCUUACUCGACUGCACUCGUGGCCUCAUCACACUCAAGUGUUGUGACUCGGUGACAAAGUUUAGAUUCUGUUCCUUGUGCAUUAUCGUGAGCUCGGCUGCAUGAAACUCCACGUGGCGUCUGUCCCGUUACAGAGAGACUCUGAGAUUACAUGAACACGCACACACACCGUAAAGACCAACCCAUAUGUAGCACAGUGUCCACAGACACACACUAUUUAGUCGUGUUCAGCAUCAGCGGAGUUACUAUGACGAUUGUUGUUUACAGCUACACGUGGAGACGUUUACAUUCAGUGGUGAUUUGCUGCCUGAAAUAAGUGAAUCCAUGACUUUGCUGUGAAAAUGCCCAACUGUGCAAGACAUUCUUAGGUGGUUUGGUAUUCUUUACAGUAAUGUCACAUGAAUAUCCUCCCUGUACCUCAAGCUUUCCUGCUUCAUAUGCUUUUUGUACAUCAACUGGUGAAAAACUGUUACUCCUCAUUUUUUUGAAUCUUUGUUUGCCAAAGUGUGAAUGUGUGAACUCCAAUAAGAUGAGAACGAAUGCAUCAGCAGCAUUGAUGCAAGGCUUCAGUGUCGCACAGAGAACUUUUACACGUUGCCAAACCACUAACAUGUGAUCAGAAAUCUGUAUCGUCAUUAAAAGUCAAAGGAAACA
This is a messenger RNA of Solea senegalensis (Senegalese sole), 2427 nucleotides long. RefSeq names its product solute carrier family 25 member 1a (gene slc25a1a). Bases 163 to 1230 code for a protein of 355 amino acids. The transcript has 9 exons. The record is from RefSeq and is a predicted model, not a curated record. Gene Ontology annotation, biological process: mitochondrial citrate transmembrane transport. NCBI's taxonomy places the organism in Eukaryota, Metazoa, Chordata, Actinopteri, Pleuronectiformes, Soleidae.